AUGGACAUUAAUGUUCGAAUCUCCGUCUUAAAAUCCCCAAAUCUCUGCCUGAUAAUCCCCAGAUUCUCUUCUUCCUCUAGAUUCCGUUGCUCCAAGAUCGAUUCUCCCAAAAACGGAAACCGCAACGGAGGUGAUGAUGAUAAAUCGUCGAGGGAUUGGGACAAAGCUUGGAAGAAUUUCAAGAAACAAAGCAAGAAGACAUUGUUCUCGCAAUUCAACGUCGACAAGUACGUGACUUGGAAUCCUCGGAGAUCGGAGUUUCCUUUGUCGGAAGAAGUCGAUCCUAUCAAAAGAACAGAGAGAUCUAAUCUCAUGCUUUGGACAAGUCCAAGGUUUACAUUAGUUGGAGCCAUAGUCAUUGUCUCGUUUCUCCUUCUCUACACCAUUCUUGCUCCUGUCAAGUGA
Messenger RNA from Arabis nemorensis, 405 nucleotides. NCBI's taxonomy places the organism in Eukaryota, Viridiplantae, Streptophyta, Magnoliopsida, Brassicales, Brassicaceae. The record is from the annotation of a GenBank genome assembly.